Messenger RNA from Juglans regia (Persian walnut), 1533 nucleotides. RefSeq names its product MLO-like protein 1. The record is from RefSeq and is a predicted model, not a curated record. The coding region runs from base 113 to 1312 and encodes 399 amino acids. NCBI's taxonomy places the organism in Eukaryota, Viridiplantae, Streptophyta, Magnoliopsida, Fagales, Juglandaceae. The transcript is spliced from 8 exons. Gene Ontology annotation, biological process: defense response. Gene Ontology annotation, cellular component: membrane.
CUUAUUUUUUUGUGGAUAUGGAGUUCUCCAAGACAAUAACUUGAAACAUAAGACACCAUGCAUAUAUAUUCAUUCUGGUUUUGGUUAAGGGGAGAGAUCUGUACAGAGAAAGAUGGCAGGGGGAGGAGAGGGAACAACUUUGGAGUAUACCCCAACGUGGGUUGUGGCUGUUGUCUGCAGUGUCAUCGUCCUCAUCUCUCUCGUUGUCGAAAGAACCCUCCACAGCGUUGGCAAGAUGUUUUUGUUUUUAUUUUUGCAGUAUCUCAAGAAAAAUAACCAGAUGCUUCUCUUUGAAGCAUUACAGAAGAUCAAAGAAGAGUUGAUGCUGUUGGGUUUUAUAUCGCUGCUGCUGACAGUGUUCCAAGAUCGGAUUGCCAAGAUUUGUAUUUCGGAGGUGUUGGCAAAUAAGUGGUUACCCUGUAAGAAAGAAAAAGAUAAUGAUGCUGGUGAUUCUUCUUCUUCUUCUUCCACUGCCCAUUUUCAAACCUUCUUCAAAUAUCCCAGCUUUGUUCUUCCUGCGGGGACUGCCCGCCAUCUCCUUGCUGAGGCCUCUGCUUCCACUGAGAGCUGUGCAAAGGGAAAGGUCCCAAUGUUAUCUCUUAAAGCGCUUCAUCACCUUCACAUAUUUAUCUUUGUGUUAGCUGUUGUUCAUGUGAUUUUCUGUGCUCUAACCAUCCUUUUCGGAGGAGCAAAGAGUCUUCUGGCUGUUGGCACCAAGUUGGAGCAUGUGAUUUGCCAGUUGGCCCAGGAGGUUGCAGAGAAACAUGUGGCAGUUGAAGGGGAGUUGGUAGUUAAACCUUCAGAUGACCACUUCUGGUUCCAUAGGCCCAAGAUUGUUCUCUUAUUGAUUCAUAUCAUCAUGUUUCAGAAUGCUUUUGAACUGGCAUUUUUCUUUUGGACAUGGGUUCAAUAUGAUUUUGACUCCUGCAUAAUGGGACAAAUCGGUUUUGUCAUCCCGAGACUGGUGAUAGGGGCAUUCAUUCAGUUCGUCUGCAGCUACAGCACCCUACCACUCUACGCAAUUGUCACACUGAUGGGAAGUUCAUUGAAAAAGGGAAUAUUUACAGAACACGUACAAGAAGGACUAGUUGACUGGGCUAAACAUGCCAAGAAGACCACAGGUUCGAGAAAGGCUGCCAAUGGCACUAGACUUUACGGCUCUACCACUACUCAUGGAUCUAGCCACGUGGUUGGCAGACAGACUACUGGUUUGGCAGUUGAGUUGACAGAGGCAGGCGAAACAGAAACUGCAAUGGAAGAAGGCAAUGCAGGAGAGAUUGAACAUGCGAAUGUCUCCCGUGAACACAAAUGAAUUGAGGCCCUAUAGUCGUUCGAACCUCUUUACUGAAGUUAGAGUCUACUGUUUUCAAAAUUUACUGAAUACAUGUAUAAAGCUCAUUGGCUGGCAUUCAAUAAGAACAGCAACUGAAAGAAAUAUCUUCCAAGAAUAUACAAACAUGUAAUAUUUCUAGCAAAUAAAAAAACAAAAAACAAAUUGCCAUCUAAGUUUUGGUUUGCUGUCAAUAGAAUAUG